This is a messenger RNA of Symphalangus syndactylus (siamang), 720 nucleotides long. It is a transcript of the gene C3H9orf152, whose product is annotated as chromosome 3 C9orf152 homolog. Lineage: Eukaryota; Metazoa; Chordata; Mammalia; Primates; Hylobatidae. The record is from RefSeq and is a predicted model, not a curated record.
AUGGAGGGGUUGCCCUGCCCGUGCCCAGCCCUGCCCCACUUCUGGCAGCUUGGGUCUCACUUCAUGGCUGAGGGCUCCAGGACUCAGGCCCCUGGGAAAGGGCCCCCACUCAGCAUCCAGUUCCUGCGAGCCCAGUAUGAAGGCUUGAAGAGGCAGCAGAGGACCCAGGCCCACCUCCUGGUGCUUCCGAAAGGAGGAAACACACCUGCUCCUGCAGAAUCGAUGGUCAAUGCUGUUUGGAUUAACAAGGAGAGAAGGAGCUCACUGUCCCUAGAAGAGGCAGAUUCCGAGGUGGAGGGGAGGCUGGAGGAGGCUGCCCAGGGCUGUCUUCAGGCCCCCGAGUCUCCAUGGCACACGCACCUGGAGAUGCAUUAUUUGGUCCAAACCUUCCCCCAGGACACCAGUCAUCAAGUACAUCAUAGGGGCAAGCUUGUGGGAUCUGACCAAAGGCUCCCUCCUGAAGGAGGCGCACACUUGUCUGAAACCAAUCAGAUGACUCAGCAAGGAACUGGAAUCCCAGAGGCUGCCCAGCUUCCAUGCCAGGUGGGCAAUACCCAAACGAAGGCAGUGGAAUCUGGCUUAAAAUUCAGCACUCAAUGUCCUCUUUCCAUAAAGAACCCACACAGGUCUGGCAAACCAGCUUACUAUCCAUUUCCCCGGAGGAAAACUCCCAGGAUCUCCCAAGCUGCCCGGAACCUGGGCUUAUAUGGCUCAGCCUGA